ACUGCCCAUGUGAAACUGGACAAGAUGGCGGCCAAGUUUAAAGUUGGAGAUCUUGUGUGGGCAAAGAUGAAGGGGUUCCCGGCCUGGCCAGGAAGGGUCAUCCAACCCAAGGAUGAGGUGAAGCGUCCAUCCAACAAGAAGCCACAUCAUUUUGUCUUUUUCUUUGGGUCUGAGAACUAUGCAUGGAUCCCAGAAGAAAGCAUUCACCUGUAUGCCGACAAUCGCAACAAGUACAGCCUCACGUCCAGAAUCCCCCGCGGCUUUAAGGAGGCCAUUGAAGCUAUAGAGGAUGCGCUCAAAGCUCUGCCCGCCAGUGUGGCUGUAAAGACCUGUGAACUGCCAUCUAUAGAUGAAGAGCUGGCUCAGAUAUUCCCUACAACCGGCACGAAGAAAGACGGAGCAGCUCACAGAGACUACUCCAGGGAACCUCUUGCUGGCAAGAAGUCAAAGAAAGGCGUAGAGGAGCGCCAGUCAUCGGCUCCUGUCCGGAGUGGCCGGAGGAGCCUGGACAAUAGGCGCAGAUCAGGGGAGUCUGCAGAGAGACGCAGGUCGUCUAGCGUUAUCAAUGGCACAAGCAAAUCACGUGAUUCGUCAGUAGAUAGCGUUGUCAAGAAGCCGGCUGAGUCCACAACCAAAGGAAAAAAUAAAGAUUCAGCUAAGAAGCCAACACCAGUUCGCAAACCAACUCUCAAGCGACCCCUGUCAGCAUCCAAAGACGAACCCCGGCCUUCAACAUCUAAAACACCUCCAACAAAGAGACAAAAGAUUCUUGUUAAUACACAAACAGUCAAGUCGCCUGUGAAAUCACCAGAAACUCCCAAAUCCUCAGAAUCCAUUGUGAUUCCGGACUAUUCUAAGACACCAAACAUUUCAAAAGAUGAAUUUUACCAAGAAAUAGGCCUUUCACCAGAGCCCACCAAAAUCAAAUCCAAAGAUGUUUAUGAUAUGCCGGAUGAUGAAGAAAUGGAUAAGGUUAGCUGGCUGUCUAUGACAAUGUCUCUACAAGUGAAGGGAAGGCAGGGGACCUCAGGCAAAUCUCAAGGAUAUCAACAUAAGGACCUGGGGGUCCCAUCUACCACCACCGGUACAGCUGUCUCCUCCUCCACACAGAUAGACGACGCUCUCCUCACACGCAACUCCGCCAAGUCUGUCAUACCCACACCCCUGCGCAUCGGCUUCCUGGGACUGGGCAUUAUGGGCCAGGGUAUGGUCAUGAAUCUGCUCAGGUCAGGCCACGAAGUCACAGUCUGGAAUCGAACUGCAUCAAAGUGUCGAGAGUUUGUGAAGGCAGGGGCAUUGCGUGGUACGUCCCCAAAUGAUGUUGUCCAGAACUGUGACAUCACCUUCACCUGUGUGGCCGACUCUGGAGCUGUCCGAGAUAUUGUGUUUGGUAACUCUGGUGUGCUACAAGGAAUCUCACGAGGGAAGUGUUAUGUGGAGAUGUCCACAGUGGAUGAGGAGACUGUGGAAGAUGUAGCAGAGGCAAUCAUGGCAAGGGGUGGCGUGUUCCUGGAAGCGCCUGUUGUUGGGAGUCGGGUGCCAGCCCUAGAGGGACGAUUGGUUAUCCUCACAUCAGGAGACAGGAAGCUCUACGAUGACUGUUUCUCAUGCUUUGAAGCCAUGGGCAAAAAGUCAUUUUACUUAGGAAAUGAAGUAGGCACUGCCACGCGGAUGAAGCUCAUCCACAAUAUGCUACUGGGCACCGUCAUGGCAGGGCUGGCAGAGGCAAUGGCACUCGCAGAGAAAGUGGGCAUAGACAUGGAGGAUCUGUCAGAAGUUCUCUCCCUUGGCUCACUCUCCUGUCCUACCAUUAAUCAUAAGAGUCAAGCAAUUGUUAAUGCAAUGGUGAAUGGCAAGUUUGACCCACACUUUCCCCUACAGCACCAGCAGAAAGAUCUACGACUAGUCCUGGGCCUUGGGGAUCGUGUGGAACAGCCGUUGUAUGUCGCCUCUGCAGCUAAUGAGAUGUUCAAGAAAGCUCGCAGCCUUGGAUUCAGCGAGAGUGACAUUUCAGCAGUGGUUCGAGCUGCAAAUGCAUGAUGAGAACCUUGAGAUCAGCCAAUCACUACAUGUGUUUCAGAACAAUUAAAUGAAACAGUUUCCUCAGAAAAGUGUUGGAGUUUAUGUAGAAGAAACUUGGUAGGACGACCAAGACAAGGACUGCAAGAAAGGGUCAUUGUAAAUGUCCAUCUUUAACAAUGUGCAGGCGUUCUCCUGUCAGCAGUGGCAUUGCAUGGAAAGAACUUGAUGUGACAAGAUUUUAUUUAUGUAUUUUAGAAGUCUCAGCAUUGAUGCAAGCAUUAAAGGGAAAGCCAUUUUCCCAAUUACUUAAGGUCUCUGAAACCAGCAAGACAGAACAAGUGCUUGCAAGCUAACAUUACUGUUCAUCACUUAUGCCAAUACCAUAAGUUUCUGUCUGAGGAAGUAACAUUCAGGAUGUAAAUGAAAUUUUCAUUUGAUUGUAUAGAAAAAAAUUGUAGAUGAGAAGUUUGUAUAGAUUUCUAUUUUUAGCUUUAAGAAAGCCCAGUGCAUAACAGCAAUGGAGCAAAAGGGAAAUGAGAUGAAAGUGUGUUGAUAAUGUAGAAGAUGUUAAUAUAAAUAUUAUGUAGCAGAACUUAUUUAUUUGGAGAAAUCCCCAAACUUGUUAAGAAAGGUAUUUUUUGUCCUAAUUUUCAAAACUGAACAGCUGUGGAACAUUUGUUGUUGCUUUAAUUCAGUUGUGUGAAGGCGCCUCAAAGUGUUCAUUUGGGAGUCUGUACUAACAUUUCUUACAAGUUAUGUUAACGUUUUUAGAUGGGUCUUUUAAUAUUAAUUUUAUGUUUUACAUGAACUUAAUUAACUUGUUUGUUUAAUCUAAGAACCAAGCUGUGGUGAUUUCAUUUUAAUAUUUUUUGUUUUUUUUGCACUGCCAGACAACCAUGAUUGCAAAACAAGGAUAUUGACCGAUUAAUUUUACCUGAUGGAGUCACUGAUUGGUGGGCUUUUGCAGAGGAGAGAUCUGGGCAAAUGGUAGAAACCUGGCACAGUCUCUGAUUCAUAGGCUCUCGCAGAGGAGAGAUCUGGGCAAAUGGUAGAAAGACAAGAUUUCUUCUUCUUUUUUUAAAUUUCUGGUAGGAAAUAAUCAGUAGAAUAAAAGAGUGAUUGAAAUGGCCAGUAGAAGUUGAAACUGCAUUGACUGGUUAGCUGAAAUAAAAGGGAUAGUAACUAUACCAAGACAAGUUUGUCCAAAUGAAUAUCUUCUUGUCAAAUAUACAUGGAGUCUGCAGCAGCAGAUUUGGCAAGUAUUGCCAGACAUUGUUUGAAUAUCCCAAAGUAGAAAUUGUUGCUACGUUUUUAGACUUAAUGGGAAUUACAGAUAUUCAGUCGUACUAGCCUCAUUGUAAUUUGACACUCCAACAUUUUGUUAUCAUUUCACUUCACCCAAUAUACAUACGUACCACAUUCAACUGUAAUGGUGUUAGCUAGCAAAUAUCAAAUAUAUUUUUUACUCAUACCAAAUAUGAAUUCUCUGUCAUGUGAAGAGACUGGUUUGGUAAGGUAUCAGGUAGGGUUAAGUUCAGAUACCAGUAAAUGCUGUAUGCAUGAGUCAGUCUGUGACUUUAGCUGCUAAUCCUAAGUCCAAGUGCAGUGAAAUUCUGUUCGGGCUAGUAAGGUCAGCUAAUAAUAAUCCACAUGAUAACACAACAUCCUAACUGAAAAGGAUGCCAAGAGCCAAGUUUGGGCUAGUAGCCUCCAAAGUAUUUGGUACAGACUGAUAUGUAUGGAGACUUAUCAUCCUGCCUGAAUUUUACGAAUGGACUGGUUGUUUUUCGUUAAGCAGAGAUGGUCAUGUAAAUAUCAUUCCUAUAUUUGUAAUCAUACUUUCUGUUCAGCUGUGUGUAUAUGCAUGAUACAACUGUGGUCUUUUGUCACAUAAUUAUACUACUGACUUUGUGAGGCAGAGUAUUGUCCCACAACAUCUAUGGAUUCACAAGUCAAAAUAAUAAUCUUAGAUUGAAAGGCAUACUGAGUUUGGUGUUGACAUAGUUUUAGUAUAUUUUGUGUAUUGAGUAGAACUAUGAUACAAUUAAUUGUAGAUAGGUGUGAUUGAAUCCUGAUUUUGUAUGAUAUAGAAAACUUUCAAUCAUGACCACAGAUUUUUACAGAAAAAGUUUUCUGUUUGAUCUUUGCCUCAAGUUGAGGCCCUCAGGCAGAUCUAAAGCAAACUAUCAGUGCGUAGCAGUGUGGUAGAAAUGUGAUUGCUUUGGUUUUGUUUUGUUUUUUUACUGUAUCAAGAAAUGGAUAUAGACAUCAUGACUUUGCCAUGAUUAGCUGUCAAUUUUAACUUCUACCAAGAUGUCAAAUUGAAAUGGAUUUUAACUUGUUAGGAAGCAAGGGUAGAAUGUUUCUGUUGCGAACAAAUUGCUACUGUGUUUCUACUUGUGUUUGUUCCUGUGUUGGAUUCCAUGUGUUGUAUGUCCUCAUCACAUUCAUCGUUUGAACCAUCAAGUCAACAGCCAUUUAAUAAAUAUCUCAAUCUCA
Messenger RNA from Haliotis rufescens (red abalone), 4521 nucleotides. RefSeq names its product putative oxidoreductase GLYR1. The coding region runs from base 25 to 2040 and encodes 671 amino acids. Lineage: Eukaryota; Metazoa; Mollusca; Gastropoda; Lepetellida; Haliotidae. Gene Ontology annotation, molecular function: oxidoreductase activity, acting on the CH-OH group of donors, NAD or NADP as acceptor; NAD binding; NADP binding. The transcript is spliced from 17 exons. The record is from RefSeq and is a predicted model, not a curated record.